CGGCUAGAGCCAGCACUUCAUCUGUCAUGACAUUCCGAUUAUCAUGAGUCCGUUGCUCAUGAGUCUGCAACAGUCGAAGUGCAUGGUAUACUCGUAGCCCGAGCGCCUACGAUAUAAUUGGAAUAGGGACUGGGCUGGUUGGUGCUGGAAAUCUGCAGCCUUCCGCGCCUCCACCUGGAGUUUAUAUUGUCCUCCCGAGCUGCUGUGGAACGGGUCAAUAUUUUGACAUCCAAGCUUGGGUGCUUCGAAGCUAGUGUUCUUCAUCGAUGAAUACAAAAAUAUGCCCAUCUCAGAAAAAGCCGUCGCAUUUGUCUGCGUCGUCACACUUAUUUUGGCCGUUGCUAUUCUGGCCGUUGGAUUACGACUUCAUGUUCGUGUGUCGCUGCUAAGAAACCCGGGAAAGGAUGACUGGCUAUGUCUCGCGGCACUAUGCUGUGGUUUGGGGACGUACCUAGCGAACAUGGCUGGGGUGGCAGCAGGCUUCGGCGACCCAUUAUCGAAUAUGACUCCUGAAAAUCGAGACAUAACACUGAAGACGAUAUGGAUCUCGCCACCCCUAUGGGGCCUCUCCUCCUCUCUCGUCAAGCUGUCCAUAAUAACAUCCUACCUACGAAUCUGGCGCGACCGGCCCUUCAAGCUCCUCUGCCACACGCUCCUCCUGCUCAUCACCCUCUUCGGACUCUCCCUCUUCUUCGGCGGCGUAUUCGCCUGCGUCUCAAUCGCGCUAUCCUGGACGCCCCCCUCCCCAAGCUCCCGCGACCCCUCGCGCUGCCUCAACCUGCCGCUCUUCAUGUUCGUCACCUCGACCGUCAACACGGCGCUCGACCUCGUCAUCUUCGCCAUCCCCGUCCCCCUAGUGCACCGCCUGCACAUCGCCGCGCGGCAAAAGUUCGCGCUGACCGGCGUCUUCACCGUCGGCGCCGUCGUCUGCGUCGCCUCCGUCAUGCGCCUCGUCUCCAUCUACGAGCUCGACCCCACCACCGACCCGAGCGAGGGCGGCGUCCGCCUCGGCCUGUGGUCCGGGAUCGAGAGCAACCUGGCCAUAACCUGCGCCUGCCUGCCCACCCUGCGGCCCGUGCUGGCGCGCGUGUUCCCGCGCCUGCUGUCGAGCGCCGCGUCGCGCAGCGCGGGGUCGAGUUGGGGGCUGAGGAGCGGAGGCGUGAGUACCAUAGGGGGCACGCGACGGUGGACGCGGCGCGAGACCGGCACGUACCGAAUGCCGGAACUGGCGGCGGAUGAAUUUAGCCGGCAUGACGACCGCAAGCUAGGACAUGACGAUAUAGAGAUGGGCGCGAUUAGGGUGAACUCGACCUUCCGAGUCGACGUCGAGAGCGUGGCGGCUCCGACUCUGGUACACGUAGAUACUAGGCGUAACCACGCAUCGUAUAUGGAUUUAGGCGAAUGAACUGAGAAUCAAAAUUUGAUUGAACGAUUCGUUACUGUCUCGCCAACAAGAUGAUAAUUAAUGCUUGACCCAUUGCUAUUCUUAGG
Messenger RNA from Annulohypoxylon truncatum, 1491 nucleotides. RefSeq lists its product as uncharacterized. Bases 281 to 1405 code for a protein of 374 amino acids. The transcript is spliced from 4 exons. The record is from RefSeq and is a predicted model, not a curated record. NCBI's taxonomy places the organism in Eukaryota, Fungi, Ascomycota, Sordariomycetes, Xylariales, Hypoxylaceae.